Messenger RNA from Vitis riparia (riverbank grape), 3531 nucleotides. RefSeq lists its product as uncharacterized. The coding region runs from base 1100 to 3379 and encodes 759 amino acids. The transcript has 6 exons. NCBI's taxonomy places the organism in Eukaryota, Viridiplantae, Streptophyta, Magnoliopsida, Vitales, Vitaceae. The record is from RefSeq and is a predicted model, not a curated record.
AAAAGAAGGGAAAAAAAGAAAAAAAAGAAAAAAGAAAACUACAGGCAGAAAAUAGAGGGAGCAAGUGGGGGGUGAGGGUGGUGAUGAGGGUGCUGCGUUUUGGGAUUAUCAACACAGAGAUAAAAGAGGGGAGACACAAGAAACAAAUGGGGCUGCCAAGAACUUCUAACCCAAUCCUACAACCACCUCCUUAAGAGACCCAACUGGAAAAAUUCCAUCUCUCUCCUCACAUUUUCUCUCCUUCCGGUUCUCCUUAAAAUUUGAUUGUGUGAUCUCAACAUUUUAAAAUGAAAAAGAAAAGGAUUACAUUAGAGUCAAGGUCAGAUUCAUUGAUUGGUGCGUUAACAAUUGUGUAUCAUUUCACAUUUUGAUGAUCUGGGUGGGUUUUGAUUUCGUUGCUUUUGGGGGGAUUUUGUGGGUUGCAAAUGCUUUUGGUUGAUUGUUUCUUCUUUUGGGUGGAAAAUAUGAAGUUGCUUGGAGUAGAUGAUGACGGAAAGUUAGGGGUCUGUAGUGAAUGUGUGCCGUACAAGUAACCCCAUCUCCUUGAGUCUUCAUUUCUGUUUCUUUGAUCAUAAAUUUGCCUUCUUCUUUUGUUGGAUUGCUGUCAAAACCAUUAGAUUAUGCAGAUCGAUGAUUUGUUAGAGUGUGUUUUGAUUCUGAGGCGUUUGCAUUGCUAGCGGCUGUGAAUUCUGUGUUCGUCAUUGCUUGCUGGUGUGAAGAACUGAAGAUAGAUAUCACUGAUUAUUUUUGGAUAUUUAGUAUGUGCUUGGGUCCAUGUCCACAACCUUGUAAGGGGCCACUAGUUGAAAUGCCGAUGCUGUUGGUGGAUAUAGCAUUAGCAUCUCUGUAGAUUUGGACAUUUUCUUUAGAUUUAGUUGAUAUUGCAGAGUGCUGCAUUCUGUGCUCUUCUUUGGAAGGGUAUUUUAAGGAGAAGGCAGCUUUUCUUGUGUUGGUUAAUUACAUGGAUGCAAGAGGAUUCCUUUUGGAUUGGCAAAACUGAGUAACUAUAUAUUUGAAUAUACAGCAGUUGGGAAGAUGAACAGAGUAAAGGACCCAUUUAGGUCUUCUAGGAAAUAAGAUGCCCAUUAGUUUGUAAACUAUGGGCUUGCCACAAGUAUCAUCAAUUAAAACUGCUGAGGAAGUUGCAGAAUCGAUUAGUACAUUUUUGCAAAGUCCACAAUUUGCUGGUUUGAGUACAUGUGAUUUGGAUGGAAUGUCUCGAGGAAGUCCAAGCAGAAUGGGUGGGGAUUCCAUAUGCUCUCCUUCAGGAGAUUUCCAGAGGAAAAGCUCCUUGGAGCCCCCAAAGAUUUCAGAUGAUUUGUUUGAACAGAAAGGGACUGUGGAUGUUACAUCCACUGUUCUGAAGAUAGGUUCUAUGGAUGAAGUAGCUUGGUUCCCUCCUAAACACAGACGGGAUAUUCAGACUCCUGUUUCUAGGAUUGUGGGGUUUGAAUCGGGUGGAAUGAAUUCUAUGAGUACUGGAUUGGAGGGAGAUUCAGUUGACCAUGGCCAUUCCACUGCUCCGGUUGGUAGCACAGUUAAUGAAAGCAAGUCCAGUGGGUCAUUAGCCAGGAAGCGGAUGCUGUCACCUUUGAAUGGUAUGCUUUUUCCAGAACAGUUUAAUGGUGAUCCUCUCGACAUUGGUUGCAGCAAUUUUUCGAUGAAUACCCCUGCUUUUAAUGGUGGCUUUGGGGGUGUGAUGGCGCAAGAUCAUAAGAAGGCAAAUGUUGGAUGCAAGAAGAAUUUCACCUCACCAAUCUGGCCUAUAUCUAAUUGCUCAGAACACAAUAACAUUUUAUAUGAUAAUAGUAGAGCAACUUCCAUUUUUCAAACUGAUGGCCUGAACCAGGAUCACAAUACUUGUGUAUCUUCACCUGAACUUAAUCACUUUAGAGAAUCAAGUAAGGUAAGAUCCAAAACUGGGUCAAUAAUGAUAUCCCCAAAAAAGGUGGUCUCGCCUCCUCUAUCAUUGUCUCCUCUUGGUCCAAAAUUUUCUGAAAGAAUGAAAACUGCAGGAGGGUGCAGGAAUAUCACAGAAGAAAUGCACAGUGAUUAUUUAACUUUAAAGAAUAUGGAAAAGUCGCUCAAUGGAGCUGUAUCAGACAUUUUCUUCACCCAGGAAGAAGAGGUGUUUAGGAUGACAAGAAAAUCAUUUGAUGGUGUUGAGCUUUUGCACAAAGAGUUUUACUCAUCUUCCUUGGAAAGUACUGGCAUAAGUUGGCCUCUGUCACAAAAUUCAGCACCCACACCUCAAUAUAUGAAGUUAGUUAGAAAUUUGAGCAGACUUCCUGUUAGGAGGUCCUUAGUUGGUUCAUUUGAGGAGUCCCUAUUGUCUGGUCGGUUCUCAUAUGGAAAAUUCAAUCAGAGAAUUGAUGGAUUUUUAGCUGUUCUAAGUGUUACUGGAGGGGACUUCUCACCAAAAUCACGGAAACUCCCAUUUUCAGUAUCCAGUGUUGAUGGAGAUAGCUACUUAUUGUAUUAUGCAUCCAUAGAUCUUGCAGGAAAUUUGUUAUCAAAAAGGUUCAGGGCCCAAAAACUGAACAGAGGCCUUAGCAAUGAUGAUUCACAAACUGCUAAGAGUCACCUGCGGAUACCUAUGAAAGGGCGCAUACAACUGGUUCUCAGCAAUCCAGAGAAGACACCCCUACACUCGUUCUUUUGCAACUAUGAUUUGAGUGACAUGCCAAGUGGUACCAAAACAUUCUUGCGCCAAAAGGUUACUAUAGGAUCUUCUUGCCCAACUUCUCCACGGGUGAAUGGUGAACAGAGAGAUCAUGACAUGAAAGUCAAAGACAAGUUGAUUUCAUCCUCAGAUAAAAGCCAUCAAGUAGAGAAGAGCAGGGAACUCACUACUUCAUAUGAAUUUGACAUGCUUAAUGCUAUGAGAUCUAUAGAACCAAGUACUAGUUUUGAAGGAAGGGAUGGUUCAGAUUUAGUUCACUCAAUAGAUACACGGGAUGCAGGGAGGAUUGAUGUACCUUCCCUUUUGCUCGAGGAGGGAUGCAACAGUGCUGAAUCCUCAAGAACUCUUGAAAGUGAGAGCUGGGGGGAUGCAUGCAAUGAAAAUGACAGAAAAUCUGCCCAUGGUUGUUCAAAAGCCAAUGAGAAUUCUACCAGUGCUGGUGCUCUGCGGUACGCUCUUCAUCUCCGCUUUCUAUGCCCUUCGAAGAAAUGUUCUAGAUCCAUUCAGAGAUGCAAAUCUGAUCCUCUAUCAAUACCACAAAGAACUUGCUUAGACAUUGAAGGAGAGAGGAGAUUCUAUUUAUACAAUGAUUUGAGGGUUGUAUUCCCUCAACGACAUUCGGAUGCUGAUGAGGGCAAGUUGAACGUGGAAUACCAUUACCCAGAAGAUCCCAAAUACUUUGACAUCGGCAACUGAAAUCUUUGAAUUCAUCUCCUCAGCUGUUCCCUUACGGGCUUUGUACAUGUUCUUAGUCAUCUUACUUCAAAUGACACUAACCCCAUUCUACCUGUAAAGACUUUAUGAUUCUCAAUAAUUUGAUAGACUAGAUGUUAUUGUCCUCUCUCCAA